Messenger RNA from Brassica rapa (field mustard), 11205 nucleotides. Its product is annotated as BTB/POZ domain-containing protein NPY2. Gene Ontology annotation, molecular function: protein binding. The record is from RefSeq and is a predicted model, not a curated record. NCBI's taxonomy places the organism in Eukaryota, Viridiplantae, Streptophyta, Magnoliopsida, Brassicales, Brassicaceae.
CCAUUUACAUAAAUAUAAAACAUUUAUGAUAAAAAGACUAACUAAUAUUCCUAGUAAUUCAUAAAUAAUUCAUAAAUGUUUAAAAAUAAUUUAUAAAAUAUUAACGUAAGCUUAUAAACUCAAUCUCAUCCCAAAUACUAUAUCAUGAAUCAUAAUCCCUAAACCAUGAACCUAAAAGUUAAAGUAUUUUUGAUUUAAUGUACUUUUGAAAAAUGGUACCCAAUUUAUGGUAUUUUAAUGGUUCAUUUCUGAAUAGCGUUGAUUGUAAUUAUUUGGAAAAAUGACGUUGAUUUUCUAAUUUAAAAGUUAAAUCAUAUAAAAAGGGAGUCGAGAAUCGAGAUUAGUUAACUAAAUUUAAAAAAUAUGAAAAAAAUUACUAUAAUAUUUUUUGACUUACUUUUGGUUUCAAAAAUAAUAGUAUUCUACACUUCUAUAUGUGAAUCUCUAUAACAAUUAAUUGUUAAAGAUAAAUUAAAACAAAUACAAAAACGAAUUAUUGUAUUUUGAUUAAAAUUUGAAGUUGAUUAGAAUAUUUAAAAUUAAAUAAAAUUUUAUAUCAACACAAUUUAAUGUACACAUAUUUAAAAUUAUUUUAAACUCUUUUUUUGAGAAACAAAAUUAUUUUAAACUUAAAAUAAAUAAACUAUUGAUACUAAUCUUGUUUUUUUUGUAAAAGAACAAUUAUAGUUUGUAUUCAAUAAAAAUUUGCAAACCAAAACGAUUUCGGGUUUUGAGUACAUAGAUCAAAAUUUGGUUAAAUAUUAGAUAAAACUCAACUGGUAUAAUUUACAAUUUUGUAAUCCACUUGAAAUGUGUCUUACUGACACUCUUUGCAAAUAGAAGAUAGUAUAACUUUUGCAUUACACAACCAAAUACCUUGGAUCACCUUUAAUCAUUUCUAUGAAUUUUAUUUUGAAAGUAGUUUUUUACUAAAGAAGAUGUUUCUUUUAAUGGUUAUAAUUAUUUUAUUUAUAGUAGUUUUUAAACAUAUAUUUUAUUUAAUUAUAUUUUCUUAUAAAUUUUUACGCUUUAAAUAAACAGAUUUUAACAUUUUAUGCCGUUGGAGAUUUUUUUAAUGGUUUCAUUUAUUUUAUUUCUUAUACGUUACAAAUUUUACUGGACUCUUAUUUGACUCUCCAACCUGAGAAAAGGAUUUUGAGCACGGAUCUGAUGAAAACAUUUUUGAUUUUAAAGAUCAUCCAAUCCAACGUAGAAUAACAGUUAUGGUUGUUUUUGUCCUUGGUCGACAUAUAAAACUUUAAUAGAUACAUACAAUCUGGCACCCUUUAUUUAUCAAAAAUGAUGUAUUAGUAUCUUUUAUGUCAUGAAGAAACAUUAACAUCUUUUGAAAAUAAUGAUGAAAGGGACAUUAAACUAAUUGUUUCACCCACGAGGACUAACUGAAUAGAUGCUCUAGAUUUAUACAAAGUCUACUUGAUGAUAAUCUUGACACGAAUUUUCUGAGUCUCACUGGAUGGUUCUAGCGAGGUCACCAGAACAUACUAUGAGACAUUUCUUUUGACAAUUAUGUACAAGAGAGAGAGAGUUAAACGAUUAGGUUCUACCUGAGAGGAAGAUGCAUACAUAAGUAUUUGACUGGUUAACCAAAUGAUCAUAAGAAUAUUCUCAAAUAUAUCGGUAUUACUAUGUUUAAAUUUUUUUGUUUAAUAUAGUUCAAAAAAUAUUAUGUUUAACUAUAGUAGUGUAUGUACACUAAUUGGUUAUAUUUAAAUUAAUGGUUAAAUGAUCUUAUGGUAUAAACUUGGCAUUUUCUCUUUAACAUAGAUGAUAUACUUGUAUUAUGAAUGAAUUUUUUUUUGGAAUUUUCUAAAACCUGAAUAUCACAUUUUACGUGAUUAUCAAUCAAAUAUAAUACUUUUACAACAUAAUUUAUCGUGUAUCGUAAUCUACUCUUCAAACCUAAACCGUAUAUCCUAAAAACUAAUAAUUACAUGUUUGCAGACCUAAAACCUAAACAAUAUACCCUAAAUAGGUAACAUAGUGACUCAUAGUAUAAGGAAUUUCAUAUGGAAAUAAUGUAUGAUUUUGAAAUCAUAGUAUAUAAGGAAGCUCAACUGAAUUAGAUCGAAUCAAAAUUGUGUAUUCAAACCAUAUAUGUUGCAUAAACAGUAUUUGUAACUGAAAAACUAAACGAAAUGAUAUGUAUUAUGUUUUCAAACUUUAUAAUGUGAUAUCAAACCAAAUGAUUGACAUGUAUAUGUGUAGAAUAUAUACACCAAAUUUUAUAAUAUGAUAUCAAACCAAAUGAAUUCGAAAGCAUAAUAAGUUAGCAAUUUUUUUAUUAGGAUAACCACAUAAUUUAACACAAAUCGAGAUUGAAAUUAUGGUAAUUAUGAACGGUUUAAUUAAACUAAUUUCAUAUUAGUCAUGUCAGCAAGUUUUGAGCGCCUAAUCUUAGGUGGAAUUCAGUCACAUUUAAGUCAAAAAUACAUGUUACAUUUGUCAUGUGAAUAGUCUCUUUCGAUUGGUUCAUUAUUGUUUAUAUUGAAAUCUCAUUGAUCUGAUUGAAUGUGUUUUGUUAAUUAGGGUUCUUCAGCCUAAAGUAGUUUAACUUUGUGAAAAUUUCUUGUUCUCAGAUUUAGUUGUUGGGUCAACUUAAAAUAGAUCAUAGCACCUGCAAUUUGCAGUUGUAUGCUUUCAUUAUUCUUUCAUAUGUUUAACUUCCACGAAAAGUAUUAAAAGGAGAAAGGACAAACAAAUAAAAGAUGCUUCUUGUCUACCGUUGUGGUGGUUUUCUUCUACUGAUAUCAAGAUGCUGUUUUUACCUGUUUUUAAAUCUGCGGGUUCCCAAACUUCUACGGUUUGAAUAAACUAAUACUAGAAACCAUGUGCUUCAAAGUUGGACCUUGAGACUUGAAGAAACACAACACAGAUUAAAAAUCCAUUAUUUUAAUUCUAAUCUUAAGCUGCAUUACAUUAGUUACAAUUAAUUAAACAAAGUACAAUAAGUCAUUAAGAGGAUGGAUCUUGAUUCUUGAUUCGGAUUUGCACUUGGGACACUUUGCUACGGUAUUGUCCCCUUCGUUUGCAUUGUUUGGCCGCUCUUCACGGCCAUUUGCUGGUCUACAAGGAAGCAAUUUGCUUCUCUGAUUCGCUCUUCCAUUGAAAAGAGAACCUUUUAUUAGUUUGAUUAUUAUACAAGUUAACAAUUUAAUAAAGAGGAAAGAAAAGUUGCAUCAUGUUGUUGUUAAUCUAAUUGGUUUUAGAGUCAGUUCUCUGCAUUUGAGGCUUUUCUUUUCUUUCUUUUGGCUUUUUUUUUCUCCUUUCUCUGUGUUUGUGCUUUUAGAUCUCCAAGGGAAGAAGUUAAGUUAGUUGCAUAAAAGGAAGAACCUGGUCCCCACCCUCAGUUCUUGGAACAUCUUUAUUUCCAUUUUAAGGGGAACCGUUUUGGUUAUGGUUAAACUAAUUUGGAUGAAGUGGACGUUGUGAUUCUUGAGGCUUUUCUUGCUCUUUCUUCUAUUCUGAGAGUAACUGAUCUUUAGCUCUUCAAGAGUUUUUUUUCCUAGGGGAAGAAAAAUGAAGUUCAUGAAAAUUGGGUCGAAGCCAGAUUCGAUUAAAACUGAUGGGAAUAAUGUCAGGUACGUAGAAAAUGAACUGGCUAGUGACAUUACUAUCAAUGUUGACGGAUCGAAAUUUUGUUUACAUAAGUUUCCUCUUCUGUCUAAAUCUGCAUGCCUGCAAAAGCUUCUCUCACGCACGGACAAGAACAAUGCCGAUGAGGUUGAUAUCUCUGGUAUACCUGGCGGACCAACUGCAUUCGAGACGUGCGCUAAGUUCUGCUACGGUAUGACAGUAACACUAAGUGCCUACAACGUCGUGGCUACAAGAUGUGCAGCUGAGUACUUAGGAAUGCACGAGACGGCCGAGAAAGGAAACUUGAUCUACAAGAUCGAUGUGUUUCUAAACUCGAGCCUCUUCCGUAGCUGGAAAGACUCCAUCAUUGUUCUUCAGACCACUAAAACGUUCUCGCCGCUCUCCGAGGACCUCAAACUUGUUAGCCUCUGCAUUGACGCCAUAGCGAGCAAGGCCUGUGUAGAUGUAUCCCACGUCGAAUGGUCUUACACUUACAACAGAAAGAAACUGGCUGAAGAGAACAACGGUGCGGAUCAAGUCAGGGCUCGGGAAGUUCCACAUGAUUGGUGGGUCGAGGAUCUGUGCGAGCUUGAGAUUGAGUUUUACAAGAGGGUUAUAAUGAACAUCAAAUCUAAAGGUGUACUUGGCGGAGAAGUUAUCGGAGAAGCUUUGAAAGCUUAUGGAUAUAGAAGAUUAUCUGGUUUUAACAAAGGCGUGAUGGAACAAGAAGAUUUGGUGAAGCAUAAGACGGUUAUAGAGACGCUUGUUUGGUUGCUACCGGCUGAGAAAGAUAGCAUCUCUUGCGGUUUCUUGCUUAAGCUGUUGAAAGCAGUCACUAUGUUAAACUCCGGAGAGACGGUGAAGGAACAGCUCGUAAGAAGAAUAGGACAGCAGCUCGAACAAGCUUCUGUCGCGGAACUCUUGAUAAAAUCUCAUCAAGAAAGCGAAUCUUCAUUGUACGAUGUGGACUUAGUGAAGAAGAUAGUUGUUGAAUUCAUGGCAAGAGAUCAAAACAGUGAGAUAGAGGUUGAAGAUGAUGACGAAGUUGAAGAGAUAAAGAAAUUUCCUGGGAUUUUAUCCGAAGCUUCAAAGCUGAUGGUGGUCAAACUGAUUGAUAGCUACCUCACUGAGAUUGCUAAAGAUCCAAAUCUUCCUGCAUCAAAAUUCAUCGAUCUUGCUGAGAGUGUUUCUAGCAUCUCUAGGCCGGCACAUGAUGGGCUCUACCGUGCUGUUGACAUGUAUCUUAAGGAACAUGCAGGAAUCACAAAGGGAGAGAAGAAAAGGAUGUGCAAGCUGAUGGAUUGCCGGAAACUGUCGGUGGAAGCGUGUAUGCACGCCGUGCAAAACGACAGGCUUCCUCUACGUGUGGUGGUUCAAGUACUCUUCUUCGAACAAGUGAGAGCGUCUGCUUCGUCGGGAAGCAGCACACCUGAUUUGCCCAAAGGCAUAAGGGAGCUACGCAGCUGCGGGACAUAUGGGAGCUCAAGAUCAGUGCCGACGGUUAUGGAAGACGAAUGGGACGCGGUGGCAACUGAAGAGGAGAUGAGAGCAUUGAAGAGCGAGAUAGCCGCACUGAAGCUGCAGGAAGAGAGUGGACGUAAGAGCACGGAUAAAGCGGCGGUGACGGCGAUAAGCAGAGUGAAAAGUUUGAUAAUGUCAAGGAAGAUGUUCGGGAAGAAGUUGCAGGGCAAAGGAGGAGGAGGAGAGAAGAACAAUGGAGGUGGUGGUGGCUCGGAUUCAUCGGAGAGUCUUGGAUCUGUAACUGAAGAGGCGGCUAAAACGGCAACGCCUUCGAGAAACUUGACUAGGAAGGUUUCUGUUUCUUGAUGAAUAAGGUCUUUACAAACAUGUUUGAAAGGUUUUCCUUUAGAUUUAUAUGAAUCAACUGUAAUUUCUUUGACUAUUUUGUUUGGUCUGUUUGCAAAAGAGAUCCUUUAUUAUAAGAGAUGCCAUGUGGUUGCCUACGAUUUCUGGAUAAAGAAAAUUUUUAAACUGAAAUAUAAUGUAAUAUUUGUUAUGUUUUGACAGAUACAAUAUAGUUUUUUUCAAAAAACCAUACAUUUAACUAUAAGAUGAAUAAAUAUUUAAUGUUCUUAUAUACAAAUUUUGACAUAUAUACUUUACUCAUUUCUAAAACAUAAGCCGAGGGAGUUUAUCGGAAUAAAGAUUUGGGUAGAGUUUGAGAAUUCUAAAAGUUGAUAGAUUUUAGAGGUUAAGGAUUCUGCAGAUAUAUGUAUUCUUGAUUUGUAAAAUUCUAUCAUACUUUUGAUAGCUUGUUAUAUAUUUUCCUUGAUUGUAUUAAACUUUUUCUAUUGUUAUUUUUGUAAAAUAAAUAUAUGAUGUAUUUAAUAUGGAUUUUCCAAAAUAUUUUUUCCAAUAUAGAAUGUUUAUUAGGGGAUUUGCCAAAAUAACUUAAAACUUGAUUUUAAAUGCAAAAAUAUGUCACAAAUGUAAAACUAACCUAAAAGGAUUGUGAAUUUUCAAUCAUCUCUUUAUAACCAAACAAAAAAAACUGUAUCACUUUUACAACUAUAACUAUGCGAAGUCUUCUCACGUUAGUGAAGUCGUCUAUGAGCAGACUUCUCAGUAUUUAAUCUUUAUGAUGUAAGCAAUUCUAAAUGAUGUAAAUUUAGAUUUUCUAAAAUUGAAUUGUUUUUAAUAUAGAUGAAUGAAUAUAUGUAUUAUUAAGUCAUGAUUGUUUUUUCUUUAGGGUUUGGUAACAUAUGUUGUAGUAUUGUUUAUAUUUUUAGAGUUAUAUUUUAGAAUCUUUAAAAAGAAAUUUAAAAAAUUAAAUUUAAUAUAUAUGUAUUUAGUUUUGUAUACAUUAAACACUUUAUAAGUUGAUCUUAUGUUUAAUGAUGCGUUUUUACUAAUUAGUUAGCUAUUUAAUUUUAGGGUUUAGAAGACUUUUUGGUAAGACUUCUUGGUAAGUCUUCCGAUGAAAAUAUUUAUCAUGAUUGAAAUUUUGAUCUCCGUAUAUAAAGAAAAAUGUACGCAUUCUCUAUCUUUCUCUCAAAUGACUGCAGCAAAAAUGUAAUAUUUCUCACUCUAAAACUCUUAACCUCUUUUUAAUCUCUUUGAACUUGAAGACACUAAACUUUAUAUCAAUUUCAUUUUUUUUGUUUCAUGUAUUUCUCACUAUUUUAUCUUGGUUUUUCAGGUUUUUCAUUUCAUGGUUUUCAUAUUCCACUCAUUUAAAGGUAAAUCUAUAAAUUGUAUGCAUUUUGUGUUUUAUUAGUUAGAUUUUAAAAUGCUAUAUAUUCAAUCUAAUGUGAUUCUUUUGUUUAUUAUUUAAUAAAAUAAAUUGAAAUUUUUUUCUGGUUUGAAGCCAUUUUAACAUUUUUGGAUACGCAUGUUUUUCAAAUUUGAGGACAAUAUCGGACUUCAAAAUUUAUUAGCAGAUUUCUCAAGAAGACUUUUAUAGUAUUUGUUGGGAAAAUCGUAUUUUUAACCCUCAGAGUGUCACAUUCUCGCACUUUAAACACUGAACAUUUUUGACUAGCAUUUUAAAUCUUGAAAGUGCCAUUUUUAUCAUAACAAACAUCCAAUGAGGUUUACUUGUUUACCAAGUCAACGAGGUGACAUGUACUGUUAAUUUUGUGAUGACGUGUCGGUUUUUUUAAAAAUAAAAAAAUGAAUAAAAUACAUAGAAAAUUCGAAAAUUUCGAAAAUUUUCAAAAAAUAGAUUUUCUUGAAAAAUUCAAAAAAUAUAAAAAUAACAUUUCAAAUGGUAAAAUAAAAUAAAUAUUUUUUAAAAAUUAAUCCAAUUAUAAACCAAUAAAUAUAUAUAAUAUAAUAACUUGAAUGGUGAUACUAGAUUCUGUUUUUUUGGUUUUUGAUUUUUUUUUUAAUUUUGAUUUAUUAGUACUUAACUUAUUAAAUUUUUGUGAAACUAGAAAAUAUCUCAUAGACCACUUAAAAUGUUUUUGACCUUAACUAAAAUACUAUAAGUUAGUUUGAAAUAUAAUUAAGAGAUAGAGAGGUAUGCCUUUAGAUUUGUAUAUGUUAGGUUUUGGUAUGAGUGGAGCUUCUUAGAUAAGUAAAAUAUAUUUUAGUUUCUCUAAAGUUUGAUUAGUUAUUUAUUUAAUUUCAAAGUUAUUUACUAGUUUAAGAAACUUAAAAUUACUAAAAUAAAUAUCAUUUUAAAAAUAAUACCAAUAAUAGGAUUAAUUUUGAAAAUUUAACAAGUUAAGUAUUAAUAAAUCAAAAUUUUUUAAAAAAAAUCAAAAACCAAAAACCAGAAUCUAGAAUCACCAUUCAAGUUAUUAUAUUAUAUAUACUUAUUGGUUUAUAAUUGGAUUAAUUUUUAAAAAUAUUUAUUUUAUUUUUAAUUUUGAAAUAUUCUUUUUUUUAUAUUUUUUUGAAAUUUUAGAUUUUUUUAUUUUUUUGAUUUUUUCGAUUUUUUUAUUUUUUCGAAUUUUCUAUGUAUUUUAUUUAUUAUGUAAAAGAAAAAAAAAACCGACACGUCACCUAGUAGACUUGGAGGUUUGUUAUGAUAAAAAUGUUACUUUCAAGGUUUAAAGUGCUAGUCAAAAAUGUUUAGUGUUUAAAGUGCGAGAAUGUGACACUCUUAGAGUUUAAAAUGCGAUUUUCUCGUAUUUGUUUAUUUUAAUCGCAGUUAUGUAUACCAUUGAAUACCAGAAAAGAGGUCUAUCACAUGCACAUAGAUUUUGUUUCCUUGAAAGGACAAUAACAUUGCUACUGGUGAUGAUAUAUAUAUAUAUAUAUAUAUAUAUAUUUUUUUUUUUUUUUUUUGAACGACUGGUGAUGAUAUUGGUAGUUUUAUAUCUGCAGAAAUUCUAGACAAAACAAAUGAUCUAGAUUUGCAUAAGAUAGAUAGUAAUUGAUAGCAUGAUGCAUGGGCCAUGUGAAUCCGCAAAUCCUCGUCAGGAUUGUAUGGCAAAAAGGAAGUGUUCUAAAAAACCAUGGUAUGGUAACAUCUAUAGAUGAAAAUGGUUUUCCAUCUUACAAACGUCGAGACAAUGACCGCUAUGUCGAAAAGAUUGGGGUCAAAUGGGAUAAUAAGUAUGUAGUACCAUAUAACAAGGAACUUGUAUAUGAGUGGUGCAUCCAAACUUGGGAAAUAAAAUAUUUGUUCAAGUCAGUCACAAGGGUCUGGAUUAUGUAUCAGCAGGAGGAAAUGCCGAGAAAGAUGAAGUGGUUGAUGAAAUAAAAUUCUAUUUGGACUGAAUGUAUCAUUUAAAAGUAUUUCUUAUUAUUUGGUGUUAUUAUUAUUAUUAUUUUUUUUAACAUUAUUUGGUGUUAUUAUUGGUCAAAUCAUAUUAUUUUUACCAUGUCUUUGUUAUUGUUUUAGGUAUGUUUUUACAUGUGAAGCUACAUGGAGAAUACCAACUUUUCCCACUUAUUAUUGUACUUUAUCUGUAAAAAUACUAUGGUUUCAUCUACUGAACCAAAAAAAUUAUAUUCACGACGAAGAAGAACUUUCAAUUUUACCAAAAAAAAAAAAAGAAGAACUUUCAGAAAGUAUAGUUCAUCAUACAAAUGUGAGUGAGUGUAUCUCAGUUUAUAGGGUGGUCUGAAGCGUGUAAGAUUUAUCCCCAAAAGAAUACCAUAAAUAAUUAUGAGAUAUCUAUUAUCUUUACAUAGAAUAAAAAAAAAAGAGCAUUGAAAUCAAGGAAACGAUCUACUGUAAUUUGAAGAAUUGCACACGUCGGUAAGAAAAUAGAAAAGUCGUACUAUUUAAAAAUUCUCCUAAAUUUUAAAAAAGAUCUAUAAUGUUUUGAAGAUAUACUUUGGAUGUGGUAACAGAUGCAACACUCAAAUAGGCAUGUGAAGUAUUAAGAAUUUUUUAUAAUGAUAAUGAAUAUAUUUUUGGUAUUGGUGAAGCGAGCGUAUAUAUGGUUUAGCGGUUUUUAUCUACGUAAGUUUUUUUGUUACUAUGUUGAUCAGUGAUUGUCCUGCACAACUAGAAUUUGUGUGAGAAUCAGCAUAAUCACUACUAUAUAAAAGAGACUAAUUUAUAGCUCAAUUAGAGGUGUCACAUAGGAUGAAAUAUUCCAAUCCAAUCAUACAUCUACCUCAUUACGAAUUUAACAACCCUAUUAAUAAUAUUAAUGCUAAUCAUUUGGCCCAACACUAGCAUAACCCAAUAACUUUUAAACAAAUUUUUGAAAUCUGUUUUGAUAACAAAAUUAUCCUUCUUCUUUAGAUUUCAUGGAUUCAAAUUUAUAAUGUGUCUUAAUAAUCAAUAAGACCAUUAAAUAUAGAUCCAUGGAUAUAGAUUAAAAAUGUUUAUGUUUGGAAUUAUAUACCGUGUAACACGCAUGUAUCACAGCCACCGACGAAGCAAACAAUUGUUUUUUAAAAGCACUAUUAUUAAAAAAAUAUGUAUGAACUUUACAAUAAAUAAUACAUAUAUGAACCGGAAAAUCUAUAGUGGUAAAAAUCCCUAUUUGUUUUACUAAUUCAAGUCAAUACUAUUAAGUUAGGAACAUGUCCGGUUAUCUCUUAUAUACUAAAGCACAAGUCACAUGACCAACAAAAUUUUGACACAUGGAAUAAAUUAAAUAUUUACAAAAAAAAAAUCUAAAAGCAGAAAAAAAGAAAAACUUAAAUGCCCUACAUAAAUCGUUAAUAUUUAGAGUUUCUAAUAUUUAUCCCACUACUUCAUGAUCACAAACACGAUUUCAAGACUGUUACUUUUACUGUGGAGGAAGUUUAAUUCACGAAGCUAUAAAUUUAUGUCUAUUUGCCUUCAAUGUAAUUUCCUAUAAUUUUGCAAUGGUUCCACUUACUCUUCCUGUAAUAAAGUUAAGAUAUCAAACUCCUAUGUGCAGUUUUGCUUCAUUGUAACCUGUUAAGGGUGAAAAAUUUCGUGAAACAAUGGAUAUGGUGGUUGGUGGAUCUAAGUUGAUGGAGAUUCUACCAGUUCAAAGAAACUUCACUUUAAGAUCUGGCAAAAAAUGAAAAAGAUGGAGAAGGAAGCUAGAAAGCAGACGUAAAUAUGGUACAGUAGCAGUAACGAUUUUGAUACUUUUUUCUGUAUAGAUUAAUGUUUCAAAUAUUGAGUGAGAAAGUUGGUUUUGAUAAGGUUAUAGGAACUUCAAGGGUUGAAAAGAUGCAAUGCCAGUACUGCCAUCGAAACAUUGAUCAAAUUUCAAGAGAGAAGUAACAGAGGUACAUGUAUGUAUUUUUUUUUGAUCAAAAGCUACAUGUAUGUAUUUCUGUCAAAUUAGUGUUCGAUUAUUCAUUAAUACAUAUAAUUCUGUAACUAUGCUUUCACAUCACCAUCUCAGUACGAGUAUUAACUAGAUGUUAGAUGCUUUAGUGAUGAGUAUGUGAGUUUAUCCGUUAUGUCAUAUAUAAUUAAAAGAUAGCAUACACUAAGUACUAACUAUCUUCUGUUCUUAAAAUAAAGAGUCUGAUAACUUCCACUUUUACGUAAUGAUAUUUAUCUCUUGAUUUGCUUUCAUAAAAUUGUGUAUCUGUUACAUAAUCUUUUACUGUUUGUGGAUUUUAAAUAUUGUUUUUGUUUGCAAUUAGAAUACUAAAUCUAAUAAGAAAAAUAAACCAUAAGUUACAGGUUAAGAACUAAGAAAAAGGAAGAACACGACAUAAGACAUAAAACUUAACAAUUUACCGAAAAAAGAA